Messenger RNA from Cadophora gregata, 2103 nucleotides. RefSeq lists its product as uncharacterized. The transcript has 3 exons. Bases 1 to 2103 code for a protein of 700 amino acids. The record is from RefSeq and is a predicted model, not a curated record. NCBI's taxonomy places the organism in Eukaryota, Fungi, Ascomycota, Leotiomycetes, Helotiales, Ploettnerulaceae.
AUGGAGGACCUUCCACGCCGUGCUGGAGGCAUACCGAGAAAGCCUGUUCCAUCGAGCAAUGAGGUAUAUCAGAUUCCUACCUCGCCUCCAGAUCUGUCUCAACUGCCCCUCGCGUCCUCUCAAGACAUUGGCGACAUUUCUAGAAAGAAUAAUUUCCAUUCGAGUACCGAUCCUCUAAUCAGAGAAACCGAGUAUUAUCCUGUACCUGGCAAUGAAGGAUCCACAAAAUCGCAAUCUUUCCGGGUCGAGCAGCAGUCUCAAUCUAGACUUCUGGGAGCCGUAAAAGAUUGGAAAGUGGAAACUUUCUGUUGCGUCUUUGGCAUUGUAUCUUUGGGAGCUAUUGCGGCAACUCUGGCACCCUUCCAGAAUCGACCACUGCCGCAGCUACCAUAUGAGAUAUCGCUGAACUCGCUGAUCUCUCUGUAUGUCAUCAUGUUGAAGACGGCCAUGUUUGUCAUUCUAUGUUCAGGUCUCGGACAGCUGAAGUGGACUUGGUUUUCAAGGACUCGACCGCUACAGGAUCUUGAAAGAUUUGACGAAGCAUCACGGGGUGCAUGGGGUGCAGUGAAGUUGAUAUUCUCUCUGCGUGGCAGGAAUCUGCUUGUAACCCUUGGAGCUCUCAUUACCGUCAUCGCAAUUGCCAUAGAUCCAUUUGCGCAGCAGAUUGUCAAGUACAGCUCAUGCGAGCAGAUAUCCACCAUCUCUCAGGGCUUCAUUCCCCGCACCAAUUCGUUCAGCAAUAGGGGAAUCCAUAUUGGUGCAAACCUGAACACAGUCGACCUAGGCAUGCAAUCUGCUGUUAACGUUGGCAUCUUCAGUCCAUCUACUGUUAUUACUCCCUUCACAUGUAGCACUGGAAAUUGUACCUUCCCUGAGUACCGAAGCAUCGCAUACUGUGGCGGCUGUGCAGACAUUUCUUCAAAUGUGACGAUCACGCAAUCGAAUUCAACAACGAUAUGGUCCGACAACUCUACGUCUACCCUUGAGGGUCCCCUUAACUUCACGCUGCCAUCUGGACUUUUUGGCACCCCAAUGGUGGCCCAUCAAUUUGCGAUAGGCCCUUCAUCAGGGAACUUCGAGGCAAUCAUGGGAGACAGCAACGGUCCGUAUUUGGUCGGCGGAGGCGAUGUCAGUCGCACAAACUAUGCUUGCGCUCCAGGUCUCGAAUGGGGCUGUCGAGGUUAUGGUGCGGCGCAGUGCUCGUUGGAGAUGUGUAUCAAGACCUACAACGCCACCGUCCAAAACGGAAAUUUGACUGAAAGAGAGAUCGGCUCUGAAAUACCAGACUGGAACAACACCGAUCCAAAAACUGGAGACUCUAGUUUCUAUAUCUCCACAAUCGAUAUGUCCUGCUUGAACAACAAUGAGAAGAAGAUGCUGAAAGAUGCCGGCUAUUCAUGGAACGAUACAACGAAAUGGCUUGGAUACCACACGAUCUAUCCUGUGGGUGCAGACGCUGCCCAGUUGACUGACACGGGGUUUAAGAACGUUUCGGAAUCCGACGUAUCGUCUCUGAACGCGUCCUGUGUCUACCAGACUAUAUCGUCCUCAAUUACCAGUAUCGCCUUUUACCUCGCAUCCCAUUUUGAUGGCUAUGCCGGCACCGCACCCCAGUAUGACUCGGGGUCGAAUGAUAUCACUGUAGCGCUCUUCCAAUCUGGAAACGUCAGCACUACCACACUCGACUCAAAUUUCCGUAACGUCUCUAUCGCUAUGACCAACUUCAUCAGACAGAACGGCGGAUUGGUCUCCUCCAACGCCAGUGCUCAAGAAGCUGUCAUUGGACGAGUAUUACUCUCCGAGACGUGCGUGCAUGUACGGUGGGAAUGGUUCACAUUCCCUGUCGCACUGUUUCUGUUUACCAUGCUAUUCUUCGCAGCCACAGUUGUGAAAACAAGCUCGAAGUAUGCGUUGGCUAGUGGGAGCCAUGACUUCAAGUCUUUUGCUCUGCCGCUUGUGUUUACUUGGCUGGAGGCGGAAGAUGGGACGCGAGUGGUCACGGAGCAGAGGUUUGGGAUGGAGGAGAUGAAGGCAGAGGCGAGGAGGAUGCAGGUCAGGCUGAGUAAAACGCAAGAGGGGUGGAGGUUUGUGAAGGAUGAUUGA